GGGAGAGGGCUGGAACCCCGCGGCGGCGGCGGCGGCGGUCGGAGAGCACCACACCCCUCAGCGCGGGCCUUUCUCCGUCCCUCGCCCGUCCUUCAUCGCUGCUGCCUUCCGGAUGCGCGGUGCUCUGGACCAGCCUCACCUCCAGCUCUUGACAGCUCGGCUAACUUCUAUUCAUCCUUCAAAACCCAUCUCUGGUCGUAUCUUCUUUGUUGCCUUCCUCGGUCUGUAGCCUCCGGCGCAGGAUCCGUGUUCUGUGUUUAAUCGCUGUACACACCAGACCCAACAUAAGGCUUGGCACAGAGUAGUUUGUCCUCCAACGAUAGCGAGAAACUGUGUCUUCAAUGGCCUCAUUGGUGGCUUAUGAUGACUCAGAGUCAGAGGCUGAGACUGAACCUGCGGAAAGUUUUAAUGCUGCCGGCCAGGUGAAGGACACCUCUGAUGUGGUCAAACCUCGUGGGCAGGAUUUUGCAUCAGAAGCCCCAGGUGUGACAGAAGGGGCAGCACUGCCCACAAAGCACGGUUCUCAUGAAGACCCAGCUGGCCAUCGUCUCCCCCUGGUUCGGCUCUGGAGAAGUGACCCAGGAUCUUGCCCCAGCCAGAGGCUACAGUGGCCCAGAACAGAGCCUGAAGCCACCUUCCCCACAGGCAAGCCUCCUCGACCUUCCCUGUGGACCAGCCACGUUCCAGCUGGCCAUGUGCCCCUGGCAGCUGCCCGCUUUAAGCAGGUGAAACUCUCCUGGGGAACUUACGACUCCCCCGAGCCAUCGUCCUGUGCCCAAACCAAAUCUGAAACCCCAGGUAAAAAUGGCAACUCUCUUCAGAGGAAAAGGUGUGAGGACUGUGUCGUGCCCUACACCCCCAAAAGAUUAAGACAGUCGCAGGCAUUAAGCACAGAAACAGGCGAGAGUAAAGAUACGGAGGCACAGGGUCCCUCUGUGGGGCGUGCCCCGGCCCCUCUCUGUGUGGCCCCCAGAGUGUCCGAGUUUAUUGAGCCAUACUUGGACAGUCCGUAUCGAGAAACCACGAUUCCCAGGAAAGUGCUUUUCCACCUGAGAAGCCACAGGGGCCCCGUCAACAGCAUUCAGUGGUGUCCAGUCUUCGCCAAGAGUCACAUGCUUCUCUCAGCUUCCAUGGAUAAAACCUUCAAGGUGUGGAAUGCUGUGGACUCAGGCCGCUGCCUACAGACCUACUGCCUGCACAGUGAGGCGGUGCGGGCCGCCCGGUGGUCCCCCUGUGGCCGGCGCAUCCUCAGCGGGGGCUUCGACUUCGCCCUACACCUCACGGACCUUGAAACAGGAACCCAGCUCUUCAGCGGUCAGAGUGACUUUAGAAUCACUACUUUGAAAUUUCACCCGAAAGACCACAGCCUUUUUGUGUGUGGAGGCUUCAACCCCGAAGUCAAAGCUUGGGAUAUAAGGACCGGCAAGAUGUUCAGUGCUAAAGGAGUCCCCCCUUGUCCACAGGGGGUACGUUCCAAGACCCCCAGCAGAGGCCUGAAACCACAGGUGGUGAGAAGCUACAAGGCAACCAUCCAGCAGACCUUGGACAUCCUCUUCCUCCAGGAAGGCUCUGAGUUUCUGAGCAGCACGGACGCUUCGAGCCGGGACUCUGCUGACCGCACCAUUAUUGCCUGGGAUUUCCGGAGCUCUGCCAAAAUCUCCAACCAGAUUUUCCACAUGUCUGUGAUCAUUCUCCCUGGGCUGAAAUCGAGGUUUUGUCAGGGCGCACUGCUUCUGGAGGCUCGGGGGGAGUCUGCCCCCUCUUCCUCACGCUGGCCUCUUCAGACCCCUGCCACUGUAUCUGUGAGUGUGAUUGGCCGCCUCCCUUUACAAGGACACACAUGAGUGCACUUAGGGCGGUAAUAGAGGAUGACAUCCCCACCUCAAGAUGCUUGACUUAAUUAUAUCCGCAAAGACACCCCCUCCGCCCUUUUGCCAUAUAAGGUGACAUUCACCGGUCCCAGGAAUCCGCUACGUGGAUGGGAGUGUGGGGGUCAUUUUUCCGUCCACCACUAGGGCCGUGAACCAAGGGGUGCCAGUAAGGACAGGAAAACAGAUUACCCCCCCCAGAGCCUCCAGAAGGAACACGGCUCUGCUGACACCUUGAUGUUAGCCCAGGGAGACCCAUGGCAGACGCCUGACCUCCUGGACUCUAAGAGAAUAAAUGUGUGUAGUUUUAAGCCACCGAGUUUGUGGCAUCUUGUUAAGCAGCCGCAGGAAAGCCGUGCAGACCUCUAAGGCCAGGCCUGGGGGUGGGGCCCAAGGCUCCAGGAGCAGGGCGCUGGGUGACGUGCCUGGCGGAGGCAGAAGGCCCAGCUGGGGCCUUUUUCCUGCCUCCCUGUGGCCUCACGUCUUUCAGGAGAGAUACACCUGCCCCAGCCUCGCCUCGCAUCCGCGGGAGCCCGUGUUCCUGGCACAGACCAACGGCAACUACCUGGCCCUCUUUUCCGCCGUGUGGCCCUACCGGAUGAGCAGAAGGCGGCGCUACGAAGGACACAAG
Messenger RNA from Acinonyx jubatus (cheetah), 2499 nucleotides. It is a transcript of the gene WDR25, whose product is annotated as WD repeat domain 25. The transcript has 7 exons. The record is from RefSeq and is a predicted model, not a curated record. The coding region runs from base 342 to 1844 and encodes 500 amino acids. Lineage: Eukaryota; Metazoa; Chordata; Mammalia; Carnivora; Felidae. Gene Ontology annotation, molecular function: protein binding.